AUGGCACGUGACUCGACGAGCCGCAGCAAGCGCGUUGUUUCCGCCGCCGCUGUCCCGAUGUGGAAACUGAGACACGCGCUAUCUGCGAUGCCUUUGCAAAAACCUGGGGGAAUAAUUGCACUACUAGAUGAAGCAUGCAUGUUUCCAAAGUCGACACACGAAACUUUUGCUCAAAAGCUGUACCAAACAUUCAAGAAUCACAAGCGUUUUAGCAAGCCAAAACUCGCUCGAACUGCCUUUACAGUCAACCAUUAUGCCGGAGAUGUCACUUACCAAGCCGAGUUAUUCCUCGAUAAGAACAAAGAUUUAGUUGUUGCAGAACAUCAAGCCCUAUUAGAUGCAUCAAAGUGUCCUUUUGUAGCAAAUCUAUUUCCUCCAAUACUGGUGACUGGUGUCCAGACUGGAUUAAAUGAUGCAGAUCCUAACAAAUCUUGCAGUUCAGAUGAAAAAGCAGUAUGUGCAGCUAUAUGUGAAAAAAUGGGCUUGGAAGGCUAUCAGAUAGGUAAAACAAAAGUGUUCCUCAGAGCCGGUCAGAUGGCUGAGCUAGAUACCCGCCGCAUGGAAGUUUUGUUUAACACUACAAAAAUUAUCCAGAGGAAAAUACAUCCUCGAUAUAUGUUAGUAUUGCCUGUUGCAGCAUGUCUUGCGCGGAAGCUAUAUGAAAGCUUGAGGAGAGAAGCUGCUGCAAUUCACAUUCAGAAAAAUGCAUGUUCUUAUGCUGUGAGAAAAUAUUACACAAAACUGCGGGCAAAUGCAAUAGUCAUCCAAACAGGACUAAGAGCAAUGGCGGCAAAUGUUGAAUAUAGGCAAAGAAGGAGAAACAAGGCUGCUAUUAUCAUACAAGCUGCAAGAGAAACAGGUGCACUUAAAGAAGCAAAGGACAAGCUUGAAAAGAAGGUUGAAGAACUCACGUGGAGAUUAAAUGUUGAAAAGCAAAUGAGGUCUGAAAUAGAAGAUGUCAAAGGGAAAGAAAUCGCAAAGUUAGAAACUGCAUUACAAGAAAUGCAAGAAAAACUUGAUGCAGCCCAUGAGGCAAUCAAGAAAGAAAAAGAAGCUUCUAGGAUCAUAAUUGAACAAGCAGCACCAGUUGUUCGAGAGGUCCCAGUGGUGGACAACACAAAGCUAGAUUUGUUGAGAAGCUACAAUAAUCAGCUAGAGGCUGAGUUAAGUAUAUUUAAGUCCAAAUCUGAGGAAUUUGAGGGAAAAUACAAUGAGGCCCAACAACGGAUAGAACAAUUACUAAAGGUCACAGAAGAGUCCAGCUCAAAGAUCGGCCAAAUGCAGGAGAAGAUACAGAGACUUGAAACAAAUUUGUCUAGCCUAGAAUCUGAGAAUAAGAUUCUUCGACAACAAGCUUUAGUUGCUUCAUCAGAUGAAGAUCUAUCAGCAGUAAUCAAAAGUCGUGAAAGCAAAAUCAGCAUAUUGGAGUCAGAGAAUCAGUUGCAUGACGAUCAGCCUGCUCCAAUUUAUCAACCAAAUGCUAAUUCCAAAACUAUUGAACCGCAAGGAAUCAAGCAACCAGCAGCAGUAUCACAGGUACCAGAUCCAGAAGCACUAGUUCCAGAUGCACCAGCUCUAAGUAAACAGGAGUCUCUAACUGAUCAGCAACAAGAAAAUUAUGAUGCACUUAUCCAGUGUCUUACAGAAUACAAGAGAUUUGAGAACAAGAGACCUGCUGCAGCAUUUAUCGUCUUUAAGUCACUACUCCAAUGGCACUCAUUUGAAGCAGAGAAGACAAACAUAUUUGACCAGAUCAUACAAACAAUCAAAUCAUCUAUUAAGAGCACACGCUUUUCUUCAGCUGGAAUGGGAAUUUCAAAUGGGUACACUGGAAUCAUAAGCAAGUCUAGUGACCAAAGAAGGAUUGAAGCAAAGCAUCCAGCAUUACGUUUUAAGCAACAAUUAACAGCUUACGUCGAGAAGAUCUAUGGGAUUAUCCGUGACAGUCUAAAGACAGAGAUUGCUCCAUUCUUAGCAAUGUGCAUACAGGCACCCAGAUCUUUCAGAGCUAGAUCAAUCAGGGGAUCUGCACAAAGCACUAAUUCCAAUUUGAUAGUGAAACAAACAUCAAGUGCGCACUGGCAAGACAUUAUUAAGAUUUUGGAUCAUACACUAUCUAUACUCGAUGAAAAUUAUGUGCCUAAAAUAAUAAUACGCAAGUCCUUCAGCCAAGUAUUUGCAUUUAUCAAUGUACAAUUAUUUAAUAGUUUGCUACUUCGUCGAGAGUGCUGUUCGUCUAGCAAUGCAGAAUUUGUAAAGGUUGGCCUGAGGGAAUUGGAGCAAUGGUGCUCCAGAGCAACAGAAGAGUAUGCUGGAACCUCAUGGGAAGAACUUCAACACAUAAGACAGGCAGUUGGAUUUCUGGUUUCACAUCAGAAGUCCCAAAAAUCCUUGCAGGAGUUAACAGAGGAACUCUGCAUAGACUUGACUGUCCCUCAAAUCUAUAGAAUCGGUACCAUGUUUUGGGAUGACAAGUAUGGCACGCAUGGACUAUCUCAGGAGGUGAUUACGAAGAUGAAAAUCAUGAUGACAGACGGCACACUAAACAUCACAAACAACACUUUCUUGCUGGACGACAACUCGAGCAUACCAUUCUCUGUCGAGGAGAUAUCUCGAUCGAUGGCCGAUAUCUGCCUCCCCGACGUGGAGUCGCCGCAGCCGCUUCUUCAGCAAAACUCAGCGCUCCGCCUCUUGUUGGAACCGCACAAAGAUUAG
Zingiber officinale is the source of this 2715-nucleotide messenger RNA. Its product is annotated as myosin-12-like. Gene Ontology annotation, cellular component: myosin complex; vesicle; cytoplasm. The coding region runs from base 1 to 2715 and encodes 904 amino acids. NCBI's taxonomy places the organism in Eukaryota, Viridiplantae, Streptophyta, Magnoliopsida, Zingiberales, Zingiberaceae. Gene Ontology annotation, molecular function: microfilament motor activity; ATP binding; actin filament binding. The record is from RefSeq and is a predicted model, not a curated record. The transcript is spliced from 24 exons. Gene Ontology annotation, biological process: actin filament organization; vesicle transport along actin filament.